This is a messenger RNA of Helianthus annuus (common sunflower), 1551 nucleotides long. Its product is annotated as calphotin-like. The transcript has a single exon. NCBI's taxonomy places the organism in Eukaryota, Viridiplantae, Streptophyta, Magnoliopsida, Asterales, Asteraceae. The record is from RefSeq and is a predicted model, not a curated record. The coding region runs from base 1 to 1551 and encodes 516 amino acids.
AUGGUUUCCUCUUCCGAUACUGGAGUAUCAGAUACAUUGGACCCCAUGGCGACUGUAUCAGACGAUGAGAUACCAUCCGAGGGAGAGGUUUACACGUGGGAUACCACGAGCACGGAUGACGAUGAUUUUCAGCCUUUCGCUCUGCCCGACUUCGGGGAUGAGGUUCAGCCCGCUGAUGGCAUUCCUGCUGGGGAUCUACCUCUUGCUGAGAUCCCUGCUCCUGUUCCACUUGCCGCAUUUCCCGUAGAGGAUUUGCUACUCGAUGUUAUGGCUGAUGACGACAUCGAUCUUUUCGUUGAGGGUCCCCCUGAGGACGACCAUGAGGGUGGGGCCCCGAUUGCUGAUGAUGCCAUCAUUCCUGUUGCUGAGGCUCCUGUGGAGGAGGCUCCUGCUGAUUCACCUGGCCCAGACUCGUUUGAGUCUGUGGCAUUCGCUUCUUUGCACGACCAGGGCGUACAACACUACUUUCCUGACGCUGACUCAGAUGUAGCGAUGUCAGCUGUACCUGGUCCACCUCACAAGUUUGAGUUUGAUCAUGAGUUCGAGGACGAUUUUGAUCCAGUUUUUCCUCCUGAUUUCGAUCCCGAUCACGAGAUCGAGUUUAUUCCUGUUGACCAGCACUUGGAGGCACCAGUGGCUCCCAUUGAUCAGCUUCCUGAUAUACCUGCCGACUUUGAUAUGGACUUUGUCGACCCUGAGCCUGUUAUUGCUCCUGAUCCUGUACCGGUGCACGACCCUGUUGUUGCGGAUGCACCAGCACUUGCACCACCUAUUGUUGAUAUUCCCAUUGUUGCACCACCAGUGGUGGAUGUUCCUAUUGCUGAUACACCCCUGCCUGAUCCCGUGCCGGCAUUUGUUGACCGUGCACCUUUGGCCGCUCACAUCGAUCCCCAUUAUGCUGACACCCGUAAUGGGUGGAUCGAGGAUGAUGAUGACUACCCUCCGUUUGUGCUACCAGUCACUCCUCCUGUAGCACCUGUUUCCGCACCUAUUGAUGUUCCGUCUUUCCACCCACAUAUCGCUGAUGUCCAUCGCACUGAUCUUCCUAUCACAUUCCUCCAGGAUAUUCCUCUACCUCGUCUUGGAGAGGGUUCAUCGAGGCAGCAGCCUGCUUUUGUUCCACUUGUAUCAUCAUCUGUUCCAUUAAUGUCCCAGUUCCCUCACACUGCACCAUCUUUUGUACCUUCGGGCGAGCCGUUUCUGUGGUCUUCGCCCAAUGUUAUGCCGUUAUCAGACCCGUAUCACCCGUUCCAUGUUGGAUACACUACAGAGGCCAUACUUGCAUCCCUGCAGAUGCAGCAGGAUGCACUAAGUCGUCGCAUUCAGGAGUUAGAGAGGACUCCACGUCCUCCCCCGUGUCACUGUCAGACUCCUUUUGCCGCACCGCACGCUCCCCUCCCACUACCCCCUGAUUCAGAUGUUCGUUUCCUUACACCUGAGCAGCAGAUUGGCUAUUUGUUGCGCGUUAUUCAUGCCCUUGAGGAGGAUUGGGUGCACAUGCACCGUUUGCUUUUCUCUUAUCUUCCUCCUCCCCCUCUGCCAUCAGCGUAG